UAAUUAGUUGGAUUCUAUGCUUGAAUAAAAAGUCAAGGUUGGCGAAAAUGAAAAUUAUGACAAAUAAACCUUGAUAUUGUCCUGAUAUCCAUUCAUGAGUAUUGUAUUAUUUAAAAAAUAUUAUUGAAAUGUCCAGAGAUAAAAACAUGCUGUUGAGGAUUCAAUCUCCUGAAGGAACUAAAAGGGUAGAAAUAGCUGCAAGUGACACUACGUUGAACUUGUACGAAAAAGUACAUGAUGUUUUCGACUUAAAUAGUUUUGCUUUUGCUUUGUUCAAAGAACGUAACCAGAAACAUGAAAUUACCAGUAGUAAGAGCAGUACUCUUAGAUAUCACGGCCUUAGGCAUGGAGAUAUGAUCUAUUUAGUUCCUAUAAAUGGAGCACUUUUAUUUUCUACUAGUUCUAAUAAUAGCAACCAAUCUGGGGAGCCAGUAGUACCUCAAACAUCUUCUACCUCAACUUCCUCCACUGGUAGACCUAGUAGUGCAGUUGGUUUAAGCAAGGCUUUGAGCAACAUACAAGAAGAUGAGGUUGAUGUUCAGUUGAGUAAAAUAGAUGGUAAAAUAAAGAGGAAACGCGAUGAAAAACUGUGCCGUCACAAUAGUAAUGCAGCUUGUGUUCAUUGUUCACCUUUAGAGCCCUUCGAUGAGAAUUUAAUGAAAGAGCAGAAUAUCAAGCACUUGUCCUUCCAUUCGUACAUUCGGAAACUGACCAGUGGAGUAGAUAGAGGAAAAUUUCUGGCCCUCGAAGAUAUCUCAUGUCGAAUUAGGAACGGCUGUAAGGAUCACCCCCCAUGGCCUAAGGGUAUUUGUUCAAAGUGCCAGCCUAGCGCUAUCACCUUAAACCAACAGGUGUACAGGCAUGUGGACAAUUUGACUUUUGAGAAUACCAACCUGGUGGAGAAAUUUUUGUAUUACUGGAGAACCACUGGCCUUCAAAGGGUUGGUAUUCUUUAUGGAAAUUACGAAAUUCACGCAGAUGUGCCUCUAGGUAUAAGAGCGAACGUUGUAGCGAUAUAUGAGCCCCCACAGGAAAGCACCCGGGAUUCCGUACGUUUGGUCCAGGAUCAGAAGGAGGAGUUGGUCGAUCGGAUAGCCGAAGCGUUGGACCUCAGGAGAGUAGGAUGGAUCUUCACCGAUCUGGUACCGAAAGACUUGCAGAACGGGACAGUCAAGCACACAAGGAACAUCGACAGUCACUUUUUAUCCGCUCAAGAGUGCAUUAUGGCCGGUUUCUAUCAAAAUGCACAUCCGAAUCCCUGCAAAUAUUCUUCCAGCGGGUAUUUCGGCUCUAAGUUUGUGACUGUGUGCGUUACAGGUGAUAAAAAUAAUCAAGUGAUAAUGGAAGGAUACCAGGUGUCUAAUCAGUGUAUGGCUCUGGUUCGUGAUAAUUGCCUUCUACCCACUAAAGAUUGUCCAGAAUUGGGUUACGUCAGAGAAUCUUCGGAUAAGCAAUAUGUACCAGACGUUUAUUAUAAGGAGAAGGAUUCUUAUGGCAACGAAGUGUCCAGGAUAGCCAGACCUCUGCCUGUCGAAUACCUUCUGGUGGACGUGCCUGCUUCUACUCCAAACACUCCGCAGUAUAGUUUCAAUCCAGAUCCAACAAAAGAGCCUUUCCCCGUCGAAAAUCGUAUGAUAGAUACGCAGUUGCAAGAUUUCAACGCCCUCUCUCAAUAUUUAUCUCAGUUUGGACAGGAACAAUUUUUCACUGCCAUCAGCGAUUUCCACCUACUCCUGUAUAUCGCAGCAAUGGAUAUGUUACCCAUGCAUGACUGCAUGGGGCCUCUUUUGGAGGCUAUCAGGACAAAGAACGUCGAAUUAGCCGAAGAGUGGUCUAGAUCAGAGCAAUGGGCUACGGUGGAACAAUUGAUAGCUGCUAGUUCUCCCCCACCCUCCAGGCCAGGUAGUGUAGCCGCUGGCGGCGUCUCAGUUGGCGUUGGAGCAUCUCCGAAUGGUCCAAAAUGGACUUGUUCCAUUUGUACCUAUCUUAAUAGAAUGGACUUGGCUGAAUGUGAGAUGUGCAGCUCACCGCGUAUGAUGGAUCUUUAAGGUAAUAAAGAGAAUACUCCGGAUCAUGCUUGAGAUGACAUUGUAGACACUUUUUUUCUGUAAUAAACAAUGAUGUCACGUUUUGGACUCUUAACAUUAGUUUAUUUAUUCGAUUUUAGUUCGUUUAUAAAUUUCCUUUAAGCUUCAGAUGUUUACUUUAUUCUAGCCAGUUGGUCGAAGUUCUAAAACUAACUAAAAGCCUGGAGAUUUUUUUUUUAAUUGGGAAGGAUGUUUCCUCAAGAGUUUAUGUAUAUAAGUUUUGUUGACUUUGAGUUUCAACAAUUUUUGUCAUCUAAGAUGGCUUAUUGAAAUAAAGAGAAUUGAACAGAAA
This is a messenger RNA of Harmonia axyridis, 2379 nucleotides long. RefSeq names its product nuclear protein localization protein 4 homolog (gene Npl4). Gene Ontology annotation, cellular component: nucleus. Gene Ontology annotation, biological process: ubiquitin-dependent protein catabolic process. The record is from RefSeq and is a predicted model, not a curated record. The transcript is spliced from 10 exons. Gene Ontology annotation, molecular function: ubiquitin binding; ubiquitin protein ligase binding. Lineage: Eukaryota; Metazoa; Arthropoda; Insecta; Coleoptera; Coccinellidae. The coding region runs from base 129 to 2048 and encodes 639 amino acids.